Melopsittacus undulatus (budgerigar) is the source of this 962-nucleotide messenger RNA. RefSeq names its product prolyl 3-hydroxylase OGFOD1-like. NCBI's taxonomy places the organism in Eukaryota, Metazoa, Chordata, Aves, Psittaciformes, Psittaculidae. Gene Ontology annotation, biological process: peptidyl-proline hydroxylation; regulation of translational termination. Gene Ontology annotation, molecular function: L-ascorbic acid binding; iron ion binding; peptidyl-proline dioxygenase activity. Gene Ontology annotation, cellular component: cytoplasm. The record is from RefSeq and is a predicted model, not a curated record.
AUGGGUGCCAAGUGGUGUGGGGUUACAACACCGGUAUUGGAGAAGAAGCACAGGAAAUGGAAGGUGCACGCCAAGCUCAGUGACAUGGCAUUGCAGGAGCUAGUGGCAGAGGCCUGGGCCCACGGAGAGCUGUUCCAACAUGAGGUGGCAGCGGUGGAGCCAGCUCCGUUCCGGCAUGGUGUCAUCCCCGGCUUCCUUGCGGGCACAGCUUUUGCGGAGGCGCUGUGCAACGAGCUGCUGGGCCUCAGUUUCUAUAGCCGACAACACUUUCAACCCCAGCAAACUGUCAAGUCAUUGGUACCUUCAUGGAAUAUGCCGGUUGUCUUUGAAGUGUCUCCAGUCUCUUUCCACCAGGCAAGGUUGUCUGAAGUUCUGUCAGAGAAGUCCAGCUUGUCAGUGAGCGGCUGGUUUCAUGACCCAUCAACAGUCAGACCUGCAUGCUGCGUCAGAGCUCCCUUGUCCAGGAGCCUACACAUUCCCUUCCAGCAUGGAAUCUUGUACAAGUGGAUCGAUCUAGUUUAUUUGGAUAUGAACUCCCAAGCUCAAAUACAGGAGGAAUUUGAGGAGCGAUCAGAAAUUAUACUAAAAGAUUUUCUUAAGAAAGAGAAAUACCAACGACUAUGUGAAGCUUUGAAGAGUAAAGACAUCCAGUGGAGUAGUAGGGGGCCUGCUAAUAAAAGACUCUAUGAGACAGCAGAGGAAGACAGCUUCCCUGACAUCCUGGAUAAAAUCCUGCAGUUCUUGCCUUCCAAGGCCUUGUUUUUACUGCUUUCCAACUUCACUGGCAUAAAGCUGCACUUCCUGGCUCCCUCUGAUGAAGAUGAAGAUGCUCGGGAAGGAAGUGCCACAGACACCACUGGGAACAGCAGUCCCAAACCUGAGCAGGAAUAGGCUGAAAACCACACUGACAGCAAACCCCAUCAGUCAGACUAGCCUGACAAUAUCCCUGAAGCACAAGACAG